This is a messenger RNA of Mugil cephalus (flathead mullet), 2837 nucleotides long. Its product is annotated as endosialin-like. Bases 494 to 2629 code for a protein of 711 amino acids. Gene Ontology annotation, biological process: cell migration. The transcript has 2 exons. The record is from RefSeq and is a predicted model, not a curated record. NCBI's taxonomy places the organism in Eukaryota, Metazoa, Chordata, Actinopteri, Mugiliformes, Mugilidae. Gene Ontology annotation, molecular function: calcium ion binding; extracellular matrix protein binding; extracellular matrix binding. Gene Ontology annotation, cellular component: extracellular matrix; external side of plasma membrane.
UUCUGAGGUUCAGUCCAGCUCUGCAGAGGCGAGGACUCGGAUCAGACCCUGCACACAGCUCCUGCCACCGCUCACAUUCAUAAAUGGAUCCUUCUUUAUAACUCAUUUUGGACUUUUUGACCUGAAAGACACGUUUCCCCAUUCAACAUAUUUGCGUCUUCUUGCGCCCCUCUGGACUGGACUGGAUUUGGGAGCGUACCGGACUCCACUGGACCGUCAGGUCCCCACAUGUUGAAACCCAUUGUGGCAGUGGUGCUUGGAGUUUGAAUGGAAAUUGAUUUGAUGUGCACCGUAGGGCUGUUUGCCUCAGGACCUGGACCGUCACUUAUAGAUAAACAGAGCCUCGUUUGAUUCAUCUGAAUAGACGGAGAGGUUAUUUAUUUAAGCGGAGAGUCUUCAUCUUCAGCACGAGGUCAGGUCAGAUCCCAUCGUUAUUUAUUCUGACAGUAAGUUUUGGGAGAAGCGUUUGGAUGUUGGCUUAGUCUGAACGGUCAUGUCUGGGCGGAGGAUGCAACAGAUGAUGAGAGGGAGCGUGAGGGGCCUGUCGCUGCUGUGGCUGCUGACCGUGUGUCUGGCUCCCGGAGGCCGAGGCCAGAAGCUGAGGGAGUCGGAGGCGGAGGAGGCUCCGCUGGCCGAGAGCGACGCCAUCUGCCACCGGGAGGGAUGCUACGCCGUCUUCCUCCAGAAGAGGACCUUCAGGGAGGCCGGGCGGAGCUGCCGGGAGCGCAGAGGCACCCUGGCCACCAUGCACAGCCAGGAGGCGGCGGGCGUGGUCCACGAGCUGCUCUCCGCCAUCCAGCCACAGGGCGCCAGGCUAAGGCUCGUGCUCUGGAUCGGCCUGCACAGACUCCCACGCCAGUGUUCGUCCACCCGGCCGCUCAGAGGAUUCGUCUGGGUCUCAGGAGACCAGGACGGACAGUUCACUAACUGGCUCCGUGAAGACAACCCCGGGACCUGUGCAGCUCAUCGCUGUGUGGCCAUGAACGUCCACACCUCUGAGAACGGACGCGAAAGCAAAGACAACUUCCGCUGGGUGGACGGCUCCUGUGCGACGCCCCUGGACGGAUACGUCUGCCAGUACGGCUUCAAAGGAAUGUGUGCGCCGCUGGAGGACGAGGGCCGAGGUCCCGGGGUUUACACCACGCCCUUUCACCUGGUCAGCUCGCUGCUCACUCACGUCCCCUUUGGGUCGGUGGCGACUCUGCGAUGUCCCGCAGACCCGUCCGACCCGGACGCCCCCGCGGAGCAGACGCUGCUGUGCAUGGAGAGAGACGACAAGACCGUGGGCUGGUCCAUGGACGCUCCGAUCUGUUCGUCCGGCGAGGCGCCCAAGAACCAGGACUGGUGCGGCACGGACCACGCGUGUGAGCAUUUCUGCCAGACCACGGACACAGAUUACUACUGCUACUGCUCUGAGGGCUUCGUCCUGGACGUCGACGGCUACAGCUGCAACCCUGACCCCCUGAGCCAAACCGAUCCCCCCGAGCUUCCCUCCGACUCCGCCGACGCCACUGACCGACCCCCGGUCAAAGCCAUCUGCGUGGAGAUGGGGUGCGAGUACGACUGCGUGGAGACGGCUCGGGGCGUCCGCUGCACGUGUCCCCCGGGCUACCAAAUGGGUCGAGACGGCCGCAGGUGUUCCGACGUGGACGAAUGUCUGCAGCAGCCGUGUCCACAGCUCUGCGUCAACAUCCCAGGGACCUUCCACUGCACCUGCCACUCGGGCUUCCAGCCGGACGACGAGGGCGAGUGCGUGGACGUGGACGAGUGCCUCGACGAGGGCACCUGCGAGGGCACCUGCGAGAACACGGUGGGGUCCUUCAGGUGUGUGUGCAGCCCCGGCUACGAGGUGGGCAUCGGAGGGGAGUGCGUGGACAUAGACGAGUGUGUCGGGGAGUCUCCGUGCCAGCAGCAGUGCCUCAACUACAUGGGGGGGUACCAGUGUUACUGCAACAACGGUUUCGACCUGCAGCUGGACGGACUCACCUGUCAGCCGUCGCCCGAUGACGAAGAAUAUUCCACUCUGACCCCUGACCCCAGCGAGUCGGCCCAUGUGCCUCACUUUGAUCCCGGACAGGUCAUUCCCUGGUCCUCUUCCUUCACCCCCGAUCCCAACUUCGACACCGACUGGCUGACGGAGUCCCCUCAAAACCCAGACGUAGCCCACGGGCCGGACAAUCACCUGAACCAAUGGGACGACUUGUCCCCAGCGUGGCAUCAGACGCCGCCGUCCCCGACGCAAACGCACGGCACGGGCAACGAAAUUAACAAAGAGGUCGACGCUAAGACGGAGAGUAAAGAAGCCGGCGGUGCAGCUAAAACCGGAGGCGGUGCAGCUGCCGCUGAGGCCGAGGCUUCGGAGGGACCUCAGGUGGACGGUGCAGACGACGCCGGCGCCAUGGGAGAGGUAGGCGCUGGAUCUGAUGCGGGUAAACGCAAGCAUGACAAGAGCUGGCUGCUCGUGGCCUUGCUGGUGCCUCUGUGUGUGUUCCUUGUGGUGAUGCUGGCUCUGGGGAUCGUCUACUGCACCAGCUGUGCCGUGGACAAGAGCCUUAGUUUUUCGCACUGCUAUCGCUGGAUACUCCCUACGACUCCCCCAGAAAGGAGGGAUGGAAAAACCCAAGCAUGAACCCUAAGAUAAACAAAGAAAAAAAGUUAAAAAAAAAAAAAAAAACACCCGGAAUUUCUCUUUUGGAGCAGGACUGGUCGCCCAAAAAUUUGGAUAUUGCUCUUCUCAAUCAGCAAGGAAAAUUCUUUCUGUUGCACAGUCGCCUCUGUAAAUAACUCACUUUCUCGUCACGUUUUGAAGAAUUCAAUAAAGUCAUAAACUGAGUAAA